Molecule: messenger RNA, 1146 nt
Organism: Trypanosoma brucei brucei TREU927
Lineage: Eukaryota; Euglenozoa; Kinetoplastea; Trypanosomatida; Trypanosomatidae
Product: proteasome regulatory non-ATPase subunit 8
Exons: 1
Coding region: 1-1146 (381 amino acids)
Biological process (GO): proteasome-mediated ubiquitin-dependent protein catabolic process
Cellular component (GO): proteasome complex
Molecular function (GO): protein binding; metallopeptidase activity
Source: RefSeq, a predicted model, not a curated record
AUGGCCAAUGAUGACCCCAAGGAACCGCAACCUGCGGUACUCAAUCCUGAAGUGGACCAACAGGACACAUCCGUCAAUGGGGACGACGGCGACGCGGAACGUGAUGGUGGAAAAGAUGUUCCGGUAUUUACUCCUGCGGGGGCACGAGUAGAGGUUCACCCACUUGUUUUGCUCUCACUUGUCGACCACUACGCCCGUGUUAACGCAAAAGUGUCACAAAAGCGGCGUGUCGCUGGGCUUCUUCUCGGCCGUCACCUCAGCCACCCUGGUGGAAUACAAGUGCUUGACAUCAACAACAGUUUCGCUGUUCCGUUUGAUGAGGACCCUCAGAAUCCUGAUGUCUGGUUUCUCGAUACAAACUAUGCAGAGGAAAUGUUCCUAAUGUUUCGUCGCGUACACCCCAAGGUGCGGAUUGUUGGGUGGUAUUCUGCAGGUCCCUCGUGCGCGGUGCAGCCGAAUGACAUGCUCUUGCACCUCCUUAUUGCAGAUCGCUUCUCGCUGAAUCCGGUGUACUGCAUUGUGAAUACAGAUCCUAACAACAAAGGUGUGCCCGUGCUGGCUUAUACGACGGUGCAUGGCCGAGACGGGGCGCGAUCGUUGGAGUUUCGCAACAUCCCCACACAUCUCGGCGCGGAAGAGGCGGAGGAAAUCGGUAUUGAACAUCUCUUGCGGGACCUUACCGAUUCCACCAUCACAACACUUUCCGCCCAGGUCCAGGAGCGUGAGCUUUCACUUGACCACCUCGGUCGUGUUCUGCAGUCAAUUGAGGAGUAUCUUAAUGACGUUGCAGAGGGUACCAUGCCCAUCUCAGAGGAUGUUUUGAGUGUCUUGCAGGAAGUUAUCAGCCUGCAGCCGCACAUUUAUCACUUGAAGACAUCAACUGACAUGGUGCGGCAUGCAAAUGAUCAGGCGAUUGCAAUGUUCAUCGCCGCCAUUGGGCGAUGUGUCUGCACUCUCUACGACGUUAUUGCUAACCGACGGCGCAUAGCUCGCGAAAUACAGGAAGUGAGAGCGCGGCGGGAGCGGUCACUAAAGGAAAAGUUAGGAAACGAACAGCACAAGGCGAAGGAGGCCGCCACGGAGGAAAGUAGAAAAGAAGGUGCUGCGAAAAAUAAGAAUAACGGUGGAACUUCAGAAGGGAAGUAA